Messenger RNA from Melospiza georgiana, 1272 nucleotides. RefSeq names its product distal membrane arm assembly component 2 like (gene DMAC2L). Bases 289 to 876 code for a protein of 195 amino acids. The record is from RefSeq and is a predicted model, not a curated record. The transcript has 4 exons. Lineage: Eukaryota; Metazoa; Chordata; Aves; Passeriformes; Passerellidae.
CUUCUCUCCUCCUCCUCCUCCUCCUGUCCUCUCCUCCUUCUCCUGCUGCUGCCCCUGCCCCUCCUCCUGCUGCCCCUGCCCCUCCUGCUCCGCUCCGCUCGGCCGGGCAAGGUUCGGCCGCUGGGCGCCGGGGGCAGCCCGGGGGCGGUGCCGCCCCCCUGCAGCCGUGGGCCCCGCCGGGCUCCCAGCCCCGCUCAGGCCGUGAGGGCCGCACGGCCUCCCCCUGCCUCUGCCGCAAAUAACACCGACUAACACCUCCCUUUCCCCUUUGCCGUCUGCAAGAAGGUGAUGAUGGCCUUGGGGACGCUCCUGAGGAAGCCACCGCUGCCGCCGGGCAGUUGUAGAUCCUUCUGGGGAUGGCUGAAUGCUGUGUUCAACAAGGUGGAUCACGAGCGCAUCCGCGCCGUGGGCCCGGACCGGGCGGCCUCGGAGUGGCUGCUGCGCUGCGGGGCCCUGGUGCGCUACCAGGGCUCGCCCAAGUGGCAGCAGGACUACAACGCGCUGCCCACCGGGCCCCUGGGCAGGUACCGCAUCGAGGCCAUCAGCGCCACCGACUCCUGCAUCAUGUACAGAGGAUUUGACUACCUGGAUGGCCUGGAGCACGUCAGGGACAUCAAGCUGGAGAAGUGCAUGUACAUCCAGGACCAGUGUCUGCAGAGGCUCGGCGAGACCAGCACCCUCCAGAAGAGUCUGCAGCAGCUGAAGAUCAUCUCCUGUGGCAACGUCACCGACACGGGAAUCCUGGCCCUGCACAGGCUGGCGAACCUGAAAUAUUUGUAUCUGAGUGACCUUCCUGGGAUCAGAGAGAAAGAAAAAACCGUCCGUGUCCUUCAGCAGGCACUGCCCAAGCUGGAGGUGGAGCUGGAUUUGGAAUAAACACAGCAGCACAUAACUGAGAUGUGUUCCCUAGGAUUUGUGUCAUUUUGCAUCAGUGAAGUUGUAGACACCACUGUGCUUCCAGUAAGUCCAGCUCUCCCAGUCCAGCCUUUUAAGAAAUCCUGCAAUUUUUAUUGAGCUUCAACUCAGUGGUGGAUCAACAGCAGACAGGGCAGGCCUCUGCACGUAGGCAUCUGUUUGCUGUUUUUGUAGGAAGCUCUGGAUACCUCAGUGGGAAGUUCUCAGUGUUUCAUUGCACAGGAGCAGAGUGGCCCUGGGGGAACGUCGGGGUGUGUGUGGUCAGUGCCUGGUGCUGGUGCUGCUCCUCUGGCAGAUCUCACCCAGUAGGUGGGUGCUGAUUAAUAAAGAGCUUCUGGGUCUUUUUUGUGUUCUUCA